This is a messenger RNA of Hydractinia symbiolongicarpus, 1066 nucleotides long. RefSeq names its product MICOS complex subunit Mic27-like. The transcript has 5 exons. Gene Ontology annotation, cellular component: MICOS complex. Lineage: Eukaryota; Metazoa; Cnidaria; Hydrozoa; Anthoathecata; Hydractiniidae. The record is from RefSeq and is a predicted model, not a curated record. Gene Ontology annotation, biological process: cristae formation. The coding region runs from base 34 to 930 and encodes 298 amino acids.
AUAUUUAUAUAUGUAUUUCUAUAGUGAUAAGUAAUGUUGAAAACUGUUGCAAAUAAAGCAAAUUUGAUUUCUUCUGUUUCUGCUGGUACUGAGAAGCAGCUAGUGAAGCCAUGUGAUCUUGACAUUUACUUUGAAGCAGAGCAGCCACCACUAAAAGAGAUUCCUCCUCCCUCACCCGCAUUUCUCUAUGAAAACGUGUCUGCAGCUAGACAGCGUGUAACUGGUGUGUUUUCUGGUCUUCUGACUACUCAUGAGAAAAUUUCAAACUUCUUUGGUUCAUUGGAAUCACGAAUUGUCAAUGUAUACAACAGUACGGUAGCAGAUCCAUAUUUUUUGUUAACACCGGGCGUGAUCACAUUUGCUACUGUGAGUGGAGCUGUUGUUGCUGGGAGAGGACGGCGACCAUUUAAAAGAUCUUUCUAUGCAAUAAUAUUUGGUGCGACUGCCACAUCGAUCUGUUAUCCUGAACGAGCUUUAGACAUCGCGACUACGGGAUAUUAUCACACUACUGGUUCUUUGAGCAAGCUGAGUACGUUGUGGAAUGAACGAAAACAAACAACGACUGAGAGAGUCGUAAAAGAUAUUAAAGACGAUAAAGCGACAACGUCUGAGGAAAACAAAGAAGAUAUUAGUGAAUCAGAGGAAUUAUCACAUGAUCAAAAUGCAACCAAUGAGAAAGACUUUGUAGUUGUUAAUAGAAAUGACGUCAUUGCAGCAGAAAAAGCAUCGCAACAACAAGAAUUAAAAGUCACACAUUAUGAUGUUAUUAAAACAGACGGUAAAGCAUCUGACGUCGUUGUUAAAGAAACAACAAACACGUCAAAUGACAUCACGACGGACGACAAAACAAAUAUCGAUAAUCCGCACGUGGAAGGCGAUUACGGACAAUCGGAUCCUACUGAUAAGGACAUGUAUAGUACACGAUCUUAGUUCCCUGUUCUAUGUCGGGUGUACGUCGUUCUAUGGGAAAAUAGAAUUUUUUAUGUAUUAAAACAACAAACAAACAACAAGUAAUGAACUGUAUGUAGUGUUGUUAAUUUUUAUGGAAGUUACCUAAAAAAAAUCA